Messenger RNA from Passer domesticus (house sparrow), 1353 nucleotides. RefSeq names its product DNA-directed RNA polymerase II subunit RPB9. The transcript is spliced from 6 exons. The record is from RefSeq and is a predicted model, not a curated record. Lineage: Eukaryota; Metazoa; Chordata; Aves; Passeriformes; Passeridae. Gene Ontology annotation, molecular function: zinc ion binding; DNA-directed RNA polymerase activity; nucleic acid binding. Gene Ontology annotation, biological process: transcription-coupled nucleotide-excision repair; maintenance of transcriptional fidelity during transcription elongation by RNA polymerase II; DNA-templated transcription. Gene Ontology annotation, cellular component: RNA polymerase II, core complex. The coding region runs from base 46 to 423 and encodes 125 amino acids.
CAAUGGGAUGAGGGAGGAGGUGGAAAGGGGCGUGUCCGAGCAGCCAUGGACGGGGACGGCGCGUACGAGCCGGGCUUCGUGGGGAUCCGGUUCUGUCAGGAAUGUAACAACAUGCUGUACCCCAAGGAGGACAAGGAGAACCGGAUCCUGCUCUACGCUUGCAGGAACUGCGAUUACCAGCAGGAGGCCGACAACAGCUGCAUCUACGUCAACAAGAUCACGCACGAAGUGGACGAGCUGACCCAGAUCAUCGCGGACGUGUCGCAGGACCCGACCCUGCCCCGCACCGAGGAUCACCCGUGCCAGAAGUGUGGCCACAAGGAGGCCGUGUUCUUCCAGUCCCACAGCGCCCGCGCCGAGGACGCCAUGAGGCUUUACUACGUGUGCACGGCCCCGCACUGCGGCCACCGUUGGACUGAGUGACCCCAAAAGUGACCCCAGGAAGACCCCAAAAGUGACCCAGGAGCAAUCCCAAAAGUGACCCCCGGAGGGACCCCAAAAAUGACCUCCGGAGGGACCCCAAAAGUGACCCUGGACCCCAAAAAUGACCUCAGGAGUGACCCCAAAAGUGACCCUGGACCCCAAAAAUAACCCAGGAGGGACCCCAGGAGUGACCCAGGACCCCAAAAGUGACCCCAAAAAUGACCCAGGAGUGAUCCCAAAAGUGACUCUGGAUGGAUCCCUGAGACCCCAAAAGUGACCCCAGACCCCAAAAGCGAUCCCCGGAGGAACCCCAAAAGUGACCCUGGACCCCAAAAGUGACCCUGGAACCCAAAAGUGACCCCAAAAGUGACCCUGGACCCCAAAAGUGACCCUGGACCCCAAAAGUGACCCCUGGAGGGACCCCAAAAGUGACCCUGGACCCAAAAGUGACCCCAGGAGGGACCCCAAAAAUAACCCAGGAGUGACCCCAAAAGUGACCCCAGGAAGACCCCAAAAGUGACCCAGGAGGGACCCCAAAAGUGACCCUUGACCCCAAAAGUGACCCUGGAGUGAUGCCAAAAGUGACCCAAAAUGACUCUGGAUGGAUCCCUGAGACCCCAAAAGUGACCUUGGACCCCAGGAGUGACCCCAAAAAUGAUCCAGGAGCAAUCCCAAAAGUGACCCCUGGACCCCAGAAGUGACCCCUAAAAUGACCCUGGACCCCAAAAGUGACCCCAGGAGUGACCCCAAAAAUGACCUUGGAGUGACCCAAAAAGUGACCCCAAAAAUAACCCCAAAAAUGACCCUAAAAGUGACCCCAAAAAUGACCCAGGAGUGAUCCCAAAAGUGACUCUGGAUGGAUCCCUGAGACCCCAAAAGUGACCCCAGACCCUAAAAGUGACCCCAGGAGGGACCCCAAAAGUGAACCUG